AUGAAUUUUAUGAAAGUGCAAGAAAAUAGUACUGUUCCUGAUACUCAAGAUCGCAUGUGCGAUUUCUGCGGAGAAACCAAGGCCCUUUUGUACUGCGGAGCCGAUUCUGCUAAGCUCUGUUUGGGUUGCGACAGGGAAGUACACUUGACGAACCAGUUGUUCAAGAAACACACACGUAGUCUCCUUUGCGACAAAUGCGAUUCUUCGCCUGCUUCUAUUUAUUGUUGUACUGAAUCCUUAGUGCUUUGCCAGAACUGUGAUUGGGAGAAGCAUGAUAAUUUUAGGUUAACCCAUGAUCGUCGCCCAAUUGAGGGGUUUAAUGGGUGCCCAUCAGUGAGUGAGUUGAUGAGCAUAUUAGGAUUUGAAGAUUUGGGGAAGAAAAAAUUGUUGGGUGAUGGGGAUAUUGAAGGUGGGGAUGAAGGGCUAUUUUCGGAUUUCUUGAUUUGGGAGACUCCGUCUAUUGUGAGUCUUGAUGAUUUGAUUGUUUCGAGUGAUAAUUGUGUUGAUGCUGGGCAUAGUUUUCAGGCUGUGGGUGUUCCUCCUUUACCUAAGAAUCGAAAUGCUGUGUGUGGAAGGCACAAACAGGAAAUCCUUUUCCAACUUCGUGAAAUGGCAAAAAAAGGACCAAACUUUGAUAAUUUCACGGAAGACUUCAAACCCCAUUUUGGACUUGAACCACAAGUGCCUGGUGGAAACUUCCAGUUAAAGGAUAGCAGUCCCGACCUUGAACGCUAUGUGGAGCCAGCAUUAGGUCCUUUUCACGAGGGAAAUGCGUUUCCGUUGUGUGGCGAUAGUGGUAGGGUUGCAGAUCAAGACUUCUCUUCUACCUUAUUAGGUAGCUACAUUGACACAAACCAUUUAGCACCUGAUAAAGAUUCAGAUGUUGGUGACAGUCCUUUUCAAGCAAAUGGAGGCCAAGAAGGUCAAUCACGCGUUCCCAUUAAUUCUAAACCCUUUGAAGCAAUUCCCAAAGUGGCAGCACGGGAACUAAACAGCCAGGAACGAGACUUUGCUAUCUCACGGUACAAAGAAAAAAAGAAAACUAGGAGGUUUGAUAAGCACAUCAGAUCGUGUGGAUCUCCUGUGGAUAUUGUAACUAGCAAGAAGCACGAGCAAAAGGAAGAUGAGCGAUCCAUGCAUGGACAAGAUGAUAGAAGCUUCGCUCUGACUACAAUAUUUCUUGAAAAUGUGGCAUACUUUGUUCCAUUGCACGUGCGAGUUCCCGUUAAGGGCUAUGACUCCGACGACCUCCAUCGCUCUGUUGGCGGAGAAGAGCAGCGCCACCAUGUUUAG
This is a messenger RNA of Fraxinus pennsylvanica, 1293 nucleotides long. The record is from the annotation of a GenBank genome assembly. Lineage: Eukaryota; Viridiplantae; Streptophyta; Magnoliopsida; Lamiales; Oleaceae.